ACUGGUAUGUCUUCAACGCAGGAGAGCGCCAACAGUAAGGUGAAUAGCUGGUAUAUCUUACCUCUGCGUGGUGAUAUAACCAGGUCUAGCCCCUUAAGUCAUGUCACUGAUAACAGCUGUCUUCUGGUGCUUAAGUCGUGUGUCCAUACAUAGUGAAUACCGUUAGAAUGGCGUCUUUCAAUAUUGCCAUUUACAUUGUAAUCACCCUGUUCAUAGUCUACUCAGCACACGUGCCUGAUUGCAAUGGAUAUUCAUUCAAAAAGAUCUCUAAUAAAAACUUUGUUCGUAAGUCAUCGAGUUAUGUCCAGGAGAGACACUUUGGCCAAGCGCUUGGCUUAGAAAAACUAUUACCAGACUCUAAACCCACAUCAAGAAAAACAGUAGCCCAGAAAUAUGCACGCCAGAGGAGAAGCUUCGUGCAUGCAAUGCGUGUGGGCAUGUCGUCAGCCGGAAGUGUUAUAGACAGCAAGCACCUUUCCUUUCAAUCCUCGCUUCGCGCCGAAAGCAAUUGCUCGGAAGUGGUUCCGAGUGUUAAUUGCAAUGCUACGAAUUGCAUUUACAAUAACGACAAAUGUGACUGUCAGCACCUGAACUUGACCUGUAUCCCAACUAAUCUGCAUACUAAUAUCACUAGCCUGAAACUCGGCAAUAACAGUAUCAGAGAAGUGCCUGGGUAUGUCUUCUGUCGUUAUACAGAGUUAAAGAGCUUGAGUUUAGCCAGGAACAAAAUAUCGCAUUUAUACAACACUUCGUUCUGUGGCCUGGGUAGCUUGACACAUUUAGAUUUGCGCAACAAUCACCUCUCCAUGGUUGAAGGAACAUUCCCAGCGCUUGUCUUUCAACCUUUAACCAACCUCACCGAACUAAGGAUAAAUAAAAACAACCAGUCGUCACUAGAUAAUUCUAAUUAUCCAGACGUAGCUUUAAGCCAGCUCACGAAUCUGGAAACUCUCUACAUGGAUGGACUAACUAACAAAACAUUCGGACCCGGAUUUAAAAAUAUGACCAGGUUAAAAAAUUUAUCCAUGACCGGUUUCGUGGAUGGCUACUGUAACAUGGGCUCUUUAAACUACAGCACGUUUGAGAAUGUCCCAACACUCACUUUCUUAAACAUCAGUAACUGCCACUUAAUGAGUAUUUAUAGUGACACGUUUUCAAAUCUCACAAACCUAAAAGUUCUAGAUUUACAUUACAAUGAAAACUUGGGCAUCGAUAAUUUCGAACAGAUCACAGCUAGUCUUAAGAAACUGCCUCUUGAAUUCCUGGAUGCCAGCACAAUUGAAUCUAGAUACGCCACUGGAAAGCAUGUCAAGGAGAAUCAAAUCCAAAAUUUGCCCCUGAAUCUAACAACACUGAAAGUGGCGGGAAACAGUAUCGAAACCGUUGACCCCACCAUUUUGACUAAAUUACCACCCAAUCUACUUUAUCUUGACGUCGGUAAAAAUAAAUUUGAGUUCGGCGCCUAUCUCCAGAAUUUAACCGCUCUCACAAGCCUUAAAACCCUGACCAUUAAUGGAGAAGACUACCUCUACGACGUGCCAACCACCUACCCAUAUGUUGGUCCGUACGGCCUUUCAAAAAGGCGGCUGUUAAAAAGACGCAGCCUCUGUUUAGGGCCCAAUUUCACCUUUCCCAUUCCGCCGAGACUUGAAGUGCUGGAGAUCGUCAAAGCGGGACUCAGUUAUAAACUGACCUCAAUGAAAAUAGACAUAAACAAUACCCUCAAAGUUUUAAAACUUGACCAAAAUUUCUUUCCCCAGCUUGACGGACCAUUAAUCAAUUUCGAUUCCUUAGAAAAUUUAAGCAUUUCCAACAGUUUUGUGCAAACUAUCAAUCGAAUGUUUUUUAGUUGUUUGAACUCGUUGAGAAAUUUGACCCUUAGUGUAAACAUGCUUGGGGAUUUUAUCGGCAGCAGUAAGGAAAGGUUAUUUGAGAACUUGAGUAGCUUGUCCUAUCUGGACCUGUCAUUCAACUCUAUCGACAAAAUGCAAGUGUAUUUUUUUCACGGUCUGUCCAAUGUGACCGAGAUUGACCUCAGCAGAAAUAAAAUAUCCGAAUUUAACGUGGACAUUACCAAGAUGAAUCAAUUAAGACGUUUGAACCUCAGCGAUAACAAAAUAUCUCGUUUGUUCUCGAACGUCACUGACCAGAUCGACAGAAUUCGAAAAGAUGGCUUUGAGGUUCAAGUGGACUUGUCCAAAAACCCAAUUGACUGCACUUGCGCAAAUUUGGAGUUUCUAAAGUGGAUGGUGAACUGGGUGAAUGUAAGCCAGUCUCAAGGCUAUUUGUGUAAGCAAGACGAUGGGUCAAUCCUGGCAAUGCCCGACGGCUACUUCGAGACGGUGCUAUCUCUAAACAGACAAUGUGCCUCCAACGUGGUCAUCUUUCUGAUCAUCAUUGGCGCCACCUUGGUGCUGGCAUGCGUCAUUGUCGGGAUGAUUAUCUACAGAUUCCGCUGGAGUCUAAGGUAUUGGUACCACGUGGCUUAUCUCAACUACCAGCAGAAGAGAAAAAGUGACAGACGUCAGAAGUUUGAAUAUGACGUGUUCAUCUCCUACGUCCACAACGACGAGACGUUCGUAGCGCAAACACUUUCCACUGAGCUGGAGAAACGGCAUGUCAAAGUCUACAUGCACGGGCAGAAAUUUGUGGCGGGAAAUUACAUUGCUUCUAACAUCGUGCAGGCGGUGAAAUCUUGUAGGAAAACAUUAGUGGUACUGACCAAUAAAUACGUUCGGAGCCAGUGGUGUUACUAUGAAGUUCAGAUGGCCAACAUGGAAGCGAUUUCCUCGGGAAGACCAGUCCUGGUGUUUUUAAUCAAAGAAAAAAUUCCGAAUCAUAAACUGGGUGAAAUUCUGACCUUCAUUAAAACAAACACUUACAUUCCCUACCCCCAAGAGGAUUCAAUUCAGGGGAGGGAACUGAAAAUUUUCUACGACAAAUUGGCGAGUGAUUUGCUCUGAUUUCAUUCUUAGCCAGUGAUUGAAAACUUGGAGGAUUACGAAACAAAUUGAACAAAAGCAAAAAAAAAAAAAAAUUGUCCCAAAAUUGUGUCGCUUUAAUCACUGUGAGUAGGACACAAGCCUGAAUAUCUCGACCUGCGAAGUUUAGAACUAACAUAGCAGGCCUCUUCAGGUUAUGAAGUAAAUUAUUGGUGUCCAUCGCUAAGACUAAGACUACUUUAUUGAUCCUUCUUGGAAAUUCGUUGUGAUUGCAAGGACUAUUUUUUCUCAAUUAACAACACCAUCCAUAUAAAUAGCACAGACACAACAUACAGAGAAAUUCAUUGAGUGUCUAGACACAUCGGUCUUGAGUCUUUCACGUCGUCCCCUAGUCAACGAGUAGCACUGAGACCGUCUGACAGAGUAAAGAAGAAAUGGAGUGUUGUUUUUAGUACCGUUCUGGUGGAUAGAAGUCGCUCAUGUCUCCACGACUGAAGAAGAAAUCAGAUUUGUACAGUCUUUGCUUUUCAUGUGUUGAGACGUGUGGAAUGAAAUAUAGGUCUAAUUUGUUUCAUGUCAUUAUCCUACUUAAUAAACUAGACUGUUGAAUCACA
This is a messenger RNA of Biomphalaria glabrata, 3556 nucleotides long. Its product is annotated as toll-like receptor 4. Gene Ontology annotation, molecular function: transmembrane signaling receptor activity; protein binding. Gene Ontology annotation, biological process: immune response; toll-like receptor signaling pathway. Bases 168 to 2963 code for a protein of 931 amino acids. Gene Ontology annotation, cellular component: membrane. NCBI's taxonomy places the organism in Eukaryota, Metazoa, Mollusca, Gastropoda, Planorbidae. The transcript has 4 exons. The record is from RefSeq and is a predicted model, not a curated record.